Messenger RNA from Diospyros lotus (date-plum), 938 nucleotides. RefSeq lists its product as uncharacterized. The record is from RefSeq and is a predicted model, not a curated record. The transcript has 2 exons. The coding region runs from base 158 to 868 and encodes 236 amino acids. NCBI's taxonomy places the organism in Eukaryota, Viridiplantae, Streptophyta, Magnoliopsida, Ericales, Ebenaceae.
AUUCAACUCCCCAAUUGCCAACUGGGGAAGACAAUGAACAUGCAAAUCUCUAACCCAAGAUCAGUCGCAGUUGAAUUAGUCCACCUUUGGAAAAGGCCCACGUAUAUAUGCUAGCUUAAAGUUAUUUCAUCAAAUUAAAGAGUUGGCAGGCAAGGCAAUGGAGUACAAGCAUUUCAGCCAUCCACACAACCUGAAGCUCUACCAAGUCCAGCAGGGGCAGCAGCUCCGCUGCUGGGGCUGCCACUCGCCAUGCCAGGACUCGGUCUACGCCUGCUGGAGCUGCAACUUCUUCCUCCACGAGCACUGCGGCAACGCCACGCGCUAUGUAAAGCACCCGUACCACAGGCUGCACCCACUCAUCCUUGUCCCGCGGCCGACUUACACCAGCGGCUCCUUCCUCUGCAACGCCUGCGCCGCCGCUGGCACCUCCUUCUCCUACUGCUGCGCAAUGUGCGAGGUCGAUCUCCACGUUCCCUGUUCCUUCUUGCCCCCAACGGUAAACCAUCCGGCCCACCAGCACGAACUAAGCCUCUCCCAUGUCGAAUUCCCAGCCACGGAAGCUUCGCCGACCAGUAAUUGUAAGCUCUGCCAUCAGUUGUUGCAGUCCCGGCAAUGGAGUUACAGUUGCCGGAAGUGCGAUUUUUCGGCACAUACUUUCUGCGCCACCAGAGAGGUGAAGCCUGGGCUGUAUCAGGACGACGAUGACGACGGCGAUGUUCCGGAGCCUGAUUCGAACGGUGCCGGAAGCAGCUCGGAGGCACCGGCCGGAGAUGCGGUCGCUGAGUUGUUGAAGCUUCAACUUGAGAUGGAGAUGGCUGCGCAUCUUGCGCAGAUGAUGGCGGCGUGUAAGGUUAACUUCAAGAUUUAAUAUCAGAAGUUGACUUCUUUUUCUUUUUUAAUUUAGAAGAUUCGAAUUUGUCAAAUCCUAUUUUUCCCAC